This is a messenger RNA of Balaenoptera acutorostrata (minke whale), 1994 nucleotides long. RefSeq names its product melanin concentrating hormone receptor 1 (gene MCHR1). NCBI's taxonomy places the organism in Eukaryota, Metazoa, Chordata, Mammalia, Artiodactyla, Balaenopteridae. The coding region runs from base 425 to 1486 and encodes 353 amino acids. The record is from RefSeq and is a predicted model, not a curated record. Gene Ontology annotation, biological process: neuropeptide signaling pathway. The transcript is spliced from 2 exons. Gene Ontology annotation, molecular function: neuropeptide binding; melanin-concentrating hormone receptor activity. Gene Ontology annotation, cellular component: neuron projection; membrane.
UCCUUGCCUUUGCAGAGUCUUGUAGCCUCACGUGAGGGAAGCAGCACCCCCGGUGGCACAGGAGACACAGCCCAAGUGCCAGAGGGAAGGAUGCCCCGUCCCUGAUGGGGAUGCCUGAGCCCGGCUCCGGCCGCUGGGCUCUGCAGGCAGUCGGAAGCUGGAGCUGCUGCGGCGCAGGACCGAAGAGGUUAACGCGCAUCUGCCUCCGAAUGUUAAUGUGUCUAGGUGAUGUCAGUGGGAGCCGGGGAAGGAGUGAGGGGAGAGCGGUGGGCAGCGGAGGCAGCGGAGGCUGCCGGACUACCUAGGAAGACCCCCUCCAGACGGCGGGGCUCCGGGGGGCCGGGGCUCGGGACGCAGCGGUCGGCGCGGGAGGCUGCCGCAGCCUGCGUGGGCCGACGGGCGAGCGGACGCCGGCGCCGGCGGGAUGGACCUGGAAGCCUCGCUGCUGCCCACCGGCCCCAACGCCAGCAACACCUCGGAUGGCCCGGAUAACCUCACCACGGCCGGGCUGCCGCCUCGCACAGGGAGCGUCUCUUACAUCAACAUCAUCAUGCCUUCGGUGUUCGGUACCAUCUGCCUCCUGGGCAUCAUUGGGAACUCCGUGGUCAUCUUUGCGGUGGUGAAGAAAUCCAAGCUGCACUGGUUCAGCAACGUCCCCGACAUCUUCAUCAUCAACCUCUCGGUGGUGGACCUCCUCUUUCUCCUGGGCAUGCCCUUCAUGAUCCACCAGCUCAUGGGCAAUGGUGUCUGGCACUUUGGAGAGACCAUGUGCACCCUCAUCACGGCCAUGGACGCCAACAGUCAGUUCACCAGCACCUACAUCCUGACCGCCAUGGCCAUUGACCGCUACCUGGCCACCGUCCACCCCAUCUCCUCCACCAAGUUCCGGAAGCCCUCCGUGGCCACCCUGGUGAUCUGCCUCCUGUGGGCCCUGUCCUUCAUCAGCAUCACCCCCGUGUGGCUCUACGCCAGGCUUAUCCCCUUCCCAGGAGGCACCGUGGGCUGUGGCAUCCGCCUGCCCAACCCAGACACCGACCUCUACUGGUUCACCCUGUACCAGUUUUUCCUGGCCUUUGCCCUGCCCUUCGUGGUCAUCACGGCCGCGUAUGUGAGGAUCCUGCAGCGCAUGACAUCCUCCGUGGCCCCCGCCUCUCAACGCAGCAUCCGGCUGCGGACAAAGAGGGUGACCCGCACGGCCAUCGCUAUCUGCCUGGUUUUCUUUGUGUGCUGGGCGCCCUACUACGUGCUUCAGCUGACCCAGCUGUCCAUCAGCCGCCCGACGCUCACCUUUGUCUACCUGUACAACGCGGCCAUCAGCUUGGGCUAUGCCAACAGCUGCCUCAACCCCUUUGUGUACAUCGUGCUCUGUGAGACGUUCCGAAAACGCUUGGUCCUAUCGGUGAAGCCUGCGGCCCAGGGGCAGCUUCGAGCCGUCAGCAAUGCCCAGACGGCUGAUGAAGAGAGGACAGAAAGCAAGGGCACCUGACACUUCCCCUGCCACCCUGGGCACUUCCACGUCAGGGCACCACGGCAGACCAUGGGGGAAGAUGCUGAGAGAAACCCAAGACCGCUCUGGGAGGAUGUAGGCAGGCUGGGUGGUUACAACUAAAAACAUUCAACGGGGCCCACAGAUUGCUCAACGGAGCCAGGUUUGGGGGCUUCAAGCAUCAGAAAUCUCCUUCGGAGAGCAAGACGGACCUUUGGGUUGAACAGAAACUGAGUAAGAAGAUUGGUUUAAAAGUUCAGUUGAGUCCUACAUCUGCUAGCUCCCAAAUGUCUUUUUCCAGAGAGAAGACGUAGAAGGCUUCUUGCCGGGUUUAUUUAAAAUCAGGCAGGGCCAGGGCGUGAGCAGCGGUAUGGGCACAGGCCCCUGGGGAAAUGGGAAAGGUGGUGCGGCCUCACCACCUUUUCCUGUCUCUCAUUGGUAAGAUGGAGGGCAACCUUUCUCCCAAGCUGGAGGAUGAUGAAAAAUAAAGCAUGUGGUCUCUCCACGU